UUUGUUUUCUGAUCACAGUCAUGACUAGAGCCAAGAUCGAACUUGCUUACAUAACAGAUCCUGCAAAGAGGAAAGCAACUUUCAAGAAAAGGAAAAAUGGUUUGAUGAAAAAGAUCAGUGAAAUCACUGUCCUUUGUGGGAUUGAUGCAUGUGCUGUAGUGUAUAGUCCUGAUCUGCCUAACAAGCCAGAGGUUUGGCCAUCUGAAUCAGAAGCCAGAAGUGUGAUUUCCAAGUUCAAUGGUGUGCCUGAGGCUGAGAAAAGAAAGAAAAUGUUCUGCCAAGAAAGCUUUUUAAGACAGAGAAUUGACAAAGGCAAAGAGCAGCUGAAGAAACUGAAGAAUGAAAAUAGGAAGAGGGAGAUUAACCUUCUCAUGUGUGAAUACCUCACUCAUGGAGGCAACAACCUUGACAGUAACAACAUGAGUUAUCUCAAGGACUUUUCAUUCUUCACUGAUCAAAAUUUGGAUGAAAUUAGAAACAAAAUCACUAUGCUCCAAACCCAAGAGGAGACACCAGAAACCAUGGAUCAAGGAGAGCAGGCACAGGUUCAUGUGCCAAAGACCAAUUUUUCUAGAAAAAUAAUAAAAAAACUAAAUUAGUCUGUGGAUAUAUAACAUCAAUGCUGGUGAUGAGAAUGAGUGUUAACAU
This is a messenger RNA of Vigna umbellata (rice bean), 648 nucleotides long. RefSeq names its product agamous-like MADS-box protein AGL80. Lineage: Eukaryota; Viridiplantae; Streptophyta; Magnoliopsida; Fabales; Fabaceae. Gene Ontology annotation, biological process: positive regulation of transcription by RNA polymerase II. Gene Ontology annotation, molecular function: cis-regulatory region sequence-specific DNA binding; DNA-binding transcription factor activity, RNA polymerase II-specific; protein dimerization activity. The record is from RefSeq and is a predicted model, not a curated record.